Messenger RNA from Zea mays, 1966 nucleotides. RefSeq names its product cationic amino acid transporter 1-like. Gene Ontology annotation, biological process: transmembrane transport; amino acid transport. Gene Ontology annotation, cellular component: plasma membrane. The transcript is spliced from 2 exons. Bases 47 to 1849 code for a protein of 600 amino acids. Gene Ontology annotation, molecular function: L-lysine transmembrane transporter activity; L-glutamate transmembrane transporter activity. The record is from RefSeq and is a predicted model, not a curated record. Lineage: Eukaryota; Viridiplantae; Streptophyta; Magnoliopsida; Poales; Poaceae.
CUUACCCUAACAUAACUAAGUAACCGCCUCCCUCCUCCACUCAACCAUGGCGGCGUCUGGCGACGGCGACGUCGACAUCGACGGGUGCUGCGGGGGCACGCUGUUCCCAGAGAAGUCGUUCCGGAGCUGGUCGGCGUAUGGGCAGGCGCUGCUGGAGACGGGCCCGCGGCUGCGCGACCGGGUGACGACGCGGUCCAUGGACGACACGGAGGUGAACGAGGUCCGCGGCCGGAGCGGCGCCGACAUGCGGCGGACGCUCACGUGGUGGGACCUCAUCUGGUUCGGCAUCGGCGCCGUCAUCGGCUCCGGCAUCUUCGUGCUCACGGGCCAGGAGGCUAAGAAUGCCGCCGGCCCCGCCGUCGUCGUCUCCUACGCCAUCUCCGGCGUCUGCGCCAUGCUCGCCGUAUUCUGUUACACCGAGUUCGCCGUCGAGAUCCCCGUCGCAGGCGGGUCGUUCGCGUACCUCCGCGUGGAGCUCGGCGACUUCAUGGCGUUCAUCGCGGCGGGCAACAUCCUGCUGGAGUACUGCAUCGGCGGCGCGGCGGUGGCGCGGUCGUGGACGUCGUACUUCGCGACGCUUCUGAACCACCACCCGGACGACUUCCGCGUUCACGCCGCCGCGCUCGCGGAGGGCUACUCGCAGCUGGACCCGAUUGCGGUGGCGGUGACGGCGGUGAUCUGCGCGCUGGCCGUGUUCAGCACCAAGGGCUCGUCGCGCUUCAACUACGUGCUCUCCAUCCUGCACCUCGCCGUCCUCGUCUUCGUGGUCGUGGCGGGGCUGACCAAGGCCAAUGCCGCCAACCUCACCGCCGACUUCGCGCCCUUCGGCGCGCGCGGGGUGUUCGCGGCCGCCGCCGUGCUCUUCUUCGCCUACAUCGGCUUCGACGCCGUGAGCACCAUGGCGGAGGAGACGCGGAACCCCGCUAAGGACAUCCCCGUGGGGCUCAUGGGCGCCAUGACGCUCACCACCAUCAUCUACUGCCUCCUGGCACUCGUUCUCUGCCUCAUGCAGCCCUACACCGAGAUGGACCCCGACGCGCCCUUCAGCGUCGCCUUCACCGCCGUUGGCAUGGACUGGGCCAAGUACAUCGUCGCCUUCGGCGCGCUCAAGGGCAUGACCUCCGUGCUCCUGGUUAGCGCCGUCGGGCAGGCCAGGUACCUGACCCACAUUGCGCGGACGCAUAUGGUGCCGCCGUGCCUCGCGCAGGUGCACCCCAGGUUCGGCACCCCCGUCUACGCCACUAUCGUCAUGAUGGUGGCCACCGCCGUCAUCGCGCUCUUCACCAACCUCACCAUCCUCUCCAACCUGCUCUCCAUCUCCACGCUCUUCAUCUUCUCACUCGUCGCCAUCGCACUCCUCGUCCGCCGCUACUACGUCUCUGGCGAGACGGCGGCCUCGGACCGCAACAGGCUCGUGGCGUGCCUCGCCGUGAUCGUCGCCUCGUCCACGGCCACCGCCGCGUACUGGGGGAUGACGACCUCCGGUGGCGGCGGGUGGGUGGUGUACGUGGUCACUUGCGCCGCGUGGCUCGCCGCCACGGCGUACCUGCAAUGGGGCGUGCCCAAGGCGCGCGCGCCCAAGAUGUGGGGGGUGCCGCUCGUGCCAUGGCUACCGUCGGCGUCCAUCUUCAUCAACAUCUUCUUACUGGGCUCCAUCGACGGCGCCUCCUUCACGCGCUUCUGGAUAUGGACAGCGGCGCUGCUCGUCUACUACUUCUUCGUGGGGCUCCACGCGUCCUACGACACGGCCAAGGCCCUCGCUGUCGAGACCGAGGCAGCACGGGUGGAGGAAGGUGCGCGCAAGCCUACCGCCGCGAACACAGCAGACGGCGGCUGCCGCUUCGGCUAAACUAAACUUAAACUAAGUAGCCUUAGAGCUUAGCUGGUUAAUGAAAUUAUCUGUUAUUACUCUAUCUAUAUAUGAUUAGUCGACGUGCAUGUACAAAGAAAUAUACUGCUAGCUUAA